Molecule: messenger RNA, 749 nt
Organism: Vanrija pseudolonga
Lineage: Eukaryota; Fungi; Basidiomycota; Tremellomycetes; Trichosporonales; Trichosporonaceae
Gene: YIPL
Product: yippee-like protein
Exons: 4
Coding region: 225-617 (130 amino acids)
Source: RefSeq, a predicted model, not a curated record
GGUCACUGUGCGCUGCCGGGGUCAUUGUCGUCGUUGCUUCAUGUGUCUCAAACGAAGGGCGCGCUACAUACAACCGUCACAUUCUCCACUCACACACGCCGAGACACCUACUAUCGCCCGCCGCCGCUGUUCCAGGCCAGCCAGUCGCCACCCAACCACCCAACCCAACCGCGUUAUCCCCACCCACCACCCAGCACAACCCCCCCCCACACACCCCACCCACGAUGGGCCGCUCGUUCCGUGUCUACCUCGCCGGCGAGGCAGUCUUCCUGUGCCGCAAGUGCGGCAACCACCUCGCCGUGCAUGAGAAUGUCGAGAGCAAGAGCUUCCACGGGCAACACGGCAAGGCGUACCUCGUGCAGCAUGUCGUAAACACGUACACGUCCGCCAAGGCCGAAGACCGGGAAAUGCGCACCGGCGUGCACACGGUCCGCGACCUGUACUGCCAGGUGUGCCAUACGUGUGUGGGGUGGAAGUAUGACUACGCCUACACCCUAGCAGAGAAGUACAAGGAGGGCAAAUUCAUCCUCGAGCGCGAGCUGAUCACGGAGCGCGCCGACACGCGGCGCGACUUUGGCAAGCCGCGUAUCGACGAGGUGGUGGUUUCGCGGCUGUGACGCCGGGGCUGGGAGCCCCGUCUGCGUAUUACGCCUGCGGCGGCGGCCGCUGCUGCAGCUGGCCUGUGAUCUGUUGUGUGCUGCCGGCUAGUCUCUUCCUGUUGUUAGUUUGUAUGAAUGUUGUGUCAAGAG